AUGCAGCUUUCAAGACAAGGCUCCCUCUCCUCGACCGCUUCGAAUUCCCAUAGCCAUCCUCAAAUGAUAGGACCAUGGAAGCUAGGUAAAACACUCGGAAGAGGUGCCACAGGACGUGUUCUCCUCGGCAUAAACAGUACUACCGGCCAAAAAGCCGCUGUCAAGGUUGUUUCCAAAUCGGCAUUGAAUGAUGAAUAUGACAAGCCUACCAAAGGCGGUCUUCCUUACGGCAUUGAGCGUGAAAUUAUCAUCAUGAAGUUGCUCACUCACCCAAAUGUGUUGCGUCUUUACGAUGUUUGGGAAACAUCGAAGGCUUUGUAUUUGGUUUUAGAGUACGUUGAGGGAGGCGAGCUAUUUGAUUUAUUGGUCGAAAGAGGCCCAUUGCAAGAACAGGAGGCCGUUAAAUACUUCAGACAAAUCAUCUUGGGCACAGCCUACUGCCACGCCUUGGGAAUUUGCCAUAGGGAUUUGAAACCAGAAAAUUUACUACUCGACGCCUCGCUCAACGUUAAAUUAGCAGAUUUUGGUAUGGCUGCCCUCGAAAGUAAUGGUAAGCUACUUGAAACUUCCUGUGGCUCUCCACAUUACGCUGCUCCAGAAAUUGUUUCCGGAUUGAAAUACCAUGGCGCUGCAUCCGACGUCUGGUCUUGUGGUGUUAUUCUUUUCGCAUUGCUCACUGGACGUUUACCUUUCGAUGACGAGAAUAUCAGAAAUUUGUUAUUGAAAGUCCAGGCUGGUAACUUUGAUAUGCCUGAGGAAUUGAGUGACGAUGCCCAGGAUUUGAUUUGGCGUAUGCUCACGGUGGAUCCAAUGAAGAGAUUGACAACUCCAGAAGUCUUGAAUCACCGCUUGUUGAACAAGUACCCCAUCCCGAACGAAGAUUUAAUCAGCGUUAAGUCAUUGCCACAUCCCGAAACUGCUUAUAGAUCAUUGGGCUCGAUUAAGAACAUCGAUAAACAGAUAUUACUGAAUCUUUCCAUCUUAUGGCAUGACAGAGCAGAGGAAGAAAUCAUUGAUUGCCUCCUUAAAAAGGGUCAAAAUCCUGAGAAAACCUUUUAUGCUUUGCUUCUUAGAUAUAGACACAAUCUGGAUGAGUUCGCAACACCAUCUGCAUCAGUCAAUGGUUCUCCUGGAAAGAGAUUACCUCGUUCAACAUCAUCAUUAUCUAAUAGGGGGACACCAAAGCGCAAGAGCAGCAAGAUUAAUGCUACCACAGCUAAAAACAGACCUGUGUCAUUCCAAAGACGCUAUGGGGCGAAUAGGAACUCUGUCAUCAACACAAGGAGACAUUCUGCAAACUCAAGUGUGCAAAAUUCUCCAUUCAGAUCUCCUGGCAAGAACAACAGAGCGUAUAACCAGUCACCUUCAAAGUCACCACGAAAGAGGAGCGUGGUAUCUAGAUCGACAACGGCAAGCUUGCCCAAAAACCUUUACAAUGAGAUUGUCAAUGCGCAAGAUACCACCGAGGGAUCUCUUUCUCCAACGUUGCCCUCGAAAGAUUCUAUCUAUGCGGAAGGAAAUGAGGCACCAGGAAGCAAGGAAGAGGCAUACAAAGAAGCGCAAGCAGCUCUCGAAUCAGCACCCACCUUGGCGCCGGGAGCAUCGACCAGCGCAAACAAGAGAAGUUCUGUUCUCACCAAAAACAACAGGAUGUCCAGGCGUAAGUCUUUGAGGCAAUCACUCACUUCUGGUCUCAAGAGGAACUCAAUCACAGUAAAACUAUUGUCAACAUAUGCUAAGUUGUCCAGUGAGACCGAUUGGGAGUACAUGGAUAAGCAAACUAAACGUACUUCGGCGACGUUUGCCACCCUUUGCGAUAAAAUUUUCAAUCAGGAAGAUUACAAUGCUGAUGACGAAAAACUUGAGGACGAAGAAGAAAAGAGGGUGAAGGAGUACGAGAGACUCAUGGAAAUUGAACGCAAGAAGCACGACGCGGAACUCAAAGCUAGAAGAGAACUUGCAAAGCAAAAAAGACGCCUGAAAAGACGCUCCUUGCUAGCAUCAUCUCAAAAGCUAUCUAUAACUGUCACAGAAGACAGCAAAGACGAUGGUGAAGCAAAACCUGAGGGUGGAGAGAUCCUGCAACCAAAGAGACAGUCCAAACAGAUUGGCAAUUUACGUUCCAUAUCGGAGGGCGCAAAAGAAGAUCACAAUGAGUUGACACAAGCGGACGUUGACAAACUCAAAAAGAGAUCUGUUACACAACCUAACCCUCGUCGCAGACUCACCCCAAUUCUUACUAGACGCCCUGUGUCUCGUUUAGAUCCAUUGUGGACCGCUCAAAAAAUAGAUGAUAUCGAUGACGAAGUCGCCGAUACCGAGGUGGCAAAAGCUCAAAGAAAGAAAGUCAACAGAGAAUCGAUGGUCUCUGUUGGAAAUGCCGACGAUGUUCGUCGACUUUCCAAAAAUUUCGACUACGAUACCAAUGAAAUCCAACUUUUGGAUCAUGAAAAGGAUGAAACAGACUUGAGUGAAGAUUACAACAAAGAAAUUAGAAAAUCAAAGCUACUCAAUUCUCAAUACAAUUUGAAAAGCGAAUUGAAUGAAGGGUCCAAGACCGCUCCAAGAAAGAGAGGCCAGAGAACUGCCAGCGAGAAACUUGAAGAUAGGAAGACUUUAAUCGGCAGUGUCCAUAUACCUAAAGUGACAAGAAAGUCAACACAUUUCUCAGCAUCCAACAAAAGAUUGUCUAUUCUUACAAUGAGAUCUACCAAAGAAUCCUAUCAUGAUUUGAACAGCAUUCUUGAUGCCCAUAAUGAGGACAUUCAAGAGGAUGAGCUCGCAGAAGAAGAAAAAAUUGACAGAGGUAUGCCUCAACUCAGAACCAGUUUUGCUGAUCGCUUGGAUCGUGCUGGCUUUGCCAAUGAUGAUGACGAUGAUAUGUCUGAAGGUGGAUCUGUUAUGGAUUUUGAUGAGCAUCUUGCAAACAAAAGAUCGUCAUAUUAUGCUGGAAAUGGACCAAAGAGAUACCCAACAACGAAGAGGCACUCAGCUAAGCCCAAAAAGGGUCCAUUGGACGAUGAUGAAACUUUGACGGAUACGAAAGAUCAUGACAAGAAGAAUGCCGAUUACACGUUUGCUGAUGAUGGUGACAAUAAACAGAACGAUGAUAGCGAGAGAGAUGUCUUCGAAAAUAUCAAGUUACCAAAGGAGAAAAAGAAUGAUUCCGCAAAAUCUAGGCCUAGAGUUGGACGGAAUCCAGUUUCUACGAUGUUGAUUCCUGACAUGGAGAAGGUUGAUGCCGAAACAAGACAAGGAGGACUGAAACCAUACGGAAAGGUUCAUCCUGAAAAAGAAGCACUCGAUGGAGCUCGAAAAAACCCCAAACCUUUGGUCGAUACUACCAACACCCCACCCAAGAUCACGCAAGAUCCUCCACAGAAACGCAACAGAUCAAUUUUCAGAAAGCUUUCCUGGGGAACCAAAAAAUCAUUGGAAGACAGCAAUGCUCAACAGCUUCCAUCACCAGCUGACUCUAGGGCAAACUCUGUCGAAGAGAAGAAAGGCGGUUUGUUUUCAAGAUGGUUCUCCUCGUCCCAGACUGCUCCAUCUGCUGAUGACAUCAAGAGAUACCGCACAAUACUACCCAGACAUGAGAUGAUAACUGCGUUGUACGCUCUUCUCAAUUCCUGGUCAAAUUUUGGGCUUAAAAAUUUGAAGAAAGACAGCGUGGGAUACAACAUUACUGGUGCGAUUUCUGGAAACAACUCUUUCAAUUUGAAGAGCUGUAAAUUUAGAAUCAAGAUAAACUCAAGAGCAUUGAAUCAAAAGUCAGAGUUGAUUUGUGCAAAAGUGAAAGGUUCAAGUGCUACAUCCACGACAUUAUUUAAAGAGAUCCAAAAAGUCUUGGAAAAAGAAGGCGUUUUGGAGGCCUGA
Messenger RNA from Candidozyma auris, 3876 nucleotides. RefSeq names its product protein kinase GIN4 (gene GIN4). NCBI's taxonomy places the organism in Eukaryota, Fungi, Ascomycota, Pichiomycetes, Serinales, Metschnikowiaceae. Gene Ontology annotation, biological process: protein phosphorylation; intracellular signal transduction. The record is from RefSeq and is a predicted model, not a curated record. The transcript has a single exon. Gene Ontology annotation, molecular function: protein serine/threonine kinase activity; ATP binding. Bases 1 to 3876 code for a protein of 1291 amino acids. Gene Ontology annotation, cellular component: cytoplasm.